AUGGCGUCCAGUUUCCCGUUUAUCUCAGAGCGCGAUAAAGUUGGCGAUCCUCCCAUGAGCGCAAUGAAUUUCGAAAACCCGCGCCUUCGACGAUUCCCCCAUCCGAAAAGUCUGAGGUUGACGAAGCGCCUGGGAUCUGGUCAAGAUGGAUUCGUCUUCAAGGCUCGUGGCUACCACAACGAAACGCUGGCAGUCAAGAUUUUCAAACCACGUACACCAGAAUGGUACUGGGCCUUUGAGCGAGAAUGCGUCAAUGCGGCGCUCCUGGACAUGAUCAACGCCAGUCUCCGACGUGCCGCAGCGGACGGCCGCAAGAAACUUGUCAUUCCCGAUCCAAAAAGCCGCGAAGAGGCCUUCAAGAACCUAUUUUCCUUCUCCGACGAAGCCAAUACGGGCGAGCUUUGCGAGGCCAGACUCGUUCCAAUUUCCGCCGACGUGCAGAUUACUGCCUGUCUGGGCUGGAUCGAGUUUCAAGGGCGCGCCAUCAACAAGCAGCUCAAAAGGGCGCGAAUUUGCGAUCAAGAGGCUAUGAUCGACGAACAAUCCUACUACGCAAUCGUCUACGAGUUCGUGCCGCAAGACGAGCUGGAUAUCGACACUAUCGUCGCCCAACACGACUUCUUUCACAUCAUCGGCUUCCACGUCGUGCCCUUUCGCGAAUCGAAUUGGCAAUCGUGUGGACGGCUCGUCGACUUCUCUGACCUUGUGUCCCCUCACGCGGGCCCGCCGGAAUGGAACUCCGACUACUACGCGCGCGAUCAGGAGAGUUUCCCGCGGCGCAUGGCCAUGCACUCAGGAUCCUCGCAGAAGCUAUUCCAAGAAGCCUCCGCCUCCAUCACCAGGUUUUGGUGUGAAGCGGAAGAGCUGCGAAAGCAUCACUUCAACAUUUGA
This is a messenger RNA of Hirsutella rhossiliensis, 891 nucleotides long. RefSeq names its product kinetochore sim4 complex subunit FTA2 domain-containing protein. The transcript is spliced from 3 exons. NCBI's taxonomy places the organism in Eukaryota, Fungi, Ascomycota, Sordariomycetes, Hypocreales, Ophiocordycipitaceae. The coding region runs from base 1 to 891 and encodes 296 amino acids. The record is from RefSeq and is a predicted model, not a curated record.